UUUACUACCUUCAGCUGAGCCGGUUGCGUUUUAGCAAGAAAACUGCUUGGAUAAUGUCGGCCAAACCCAUUCUCUACUACGCCCCCCGCAGUCCGCCAUGUCGUGCUGUUCUGCUGACGGCCGCCGCCCUGGAACUGGAGUUGGAUUUACGUCUUGUCAACGUAAAAGCCGGUGAGCACAAGUCCGACGAGUUUCUCAAGUUGAAUGCCCAGCAUACGAUCCCAGUGCUCGACGAUAAUGGCACCAUCGUGAGCGACUCUCACAUUAUCUGUAGCUAUUUGGCCGACAAGUAUGCCCCGGAGGGCAAUGAUUCCCUGUAUCCCAAGGAUCCUGCUCAGCGUCGCCUGGUGGAUGCCCGUCUGUACUACGACUGCGGUCACCUGUUCCCGCGCAUCCGGUUCAUCGUGGAGCCGGUGAUCUAUUUCGGGGUUGGAGAGGUGCCCGCCGACCGAGUGACUUAUCUGCAAAAGGCCUACGACGGCCUGGAGCACUGUCUGGCUGGAGGUGAUUUCCUGGUGGGCAACCAGCUGACCAUUGCGGAUCUUAGCUGCAUUGCCUCUGUGUCCACGGCGGAGGCCUUCGCGCCCAUCGAUGCCGAACAGUUCCCCCGUCUGGUGGAGUGGGUCAAGCGGCUGCAGGCUCUGCCGUAUUACCAGAAGACCAACCAGGAGGGACUGGACAUGCUGGUGGACCUGGUCAAGGGACUGCUGACUGAACGCCAACAAAAUUAGGCCUCACUGCAGAGAGAAAUUGAUGGAUUUUUUUACUAUUAAAAUGUAUACUACAAACCACAA
Drosophila elegans is the source of this 794-nucleotide messenger RNA. RefSeq names its product glutathione S-transferase 1 (gene GstE11). The transcript is spliced from 3 exons. Lineage: Eukaryota; Metazoa; Arthropoda; Insecta; Diptera; Drosophilidae. Gene Ontology annotation, molecular function: glutathione transferase activity. Gene Ontology annotation, biological process: glutathione metabolic process. The coding region runs from base 54 to 731 and encodes 225 amino acids. The record is from RefSeq and is a predicted model, not a curated record.